Molecule: messenger RNA, 1623 nt
Organism: Salarias fasciatus (jewelled blenny)
Lineage: Eukaryota; Metazoa; Chordata; Actinopteri; Blenniiformes; Blenniidae
Product: kelch-like protein 33
Exons: 3
Coding region: 37-1623 (528 amino acids)
Molecular function (GO): protein binding
Source: RefSeq, a predicted model, not a curated record
GUGAUCCUGGCAGUGAGCAGUGACUACUUCCUCAGCAUGUUCACCUUGGGAAUGAGAGAGUCCCGCCAGCAGAAGGUGACCAUGCCCCUGCUCUCGGCAUCGGAGCUGGAGGUUCUGAUCACCUGCUCCUACAGCGGAGUUCUCCAGCUCAGCUGGCAGUGCAUCUUCGAGGCGACCAGCACGGCCCUCCAGCUCCAGUACCAGCCGGCCCUCGCCUUGUGCCUCAGCUUCCUGCAUCAGGAGAUGAACCCUCACACCUGCCUCGACGUGGUUUCCUUCGCCGAGGCCUACGAGGUGCCACAGAUUCUUGAAGUGGCAAAUGAUUUCAUCCUCCGGCAGUUCCAAAAGGUGGCGUCCACCUCAAAGUUCAAGGACCUUCCGGGCAGGCAGCUCUUCAAGUACCUGAAGAGCCGAUCGCUCUGCGUUUCGUCCGAACUCGUCGUCUUCAAAGCUAUAGUCUCCUGGAUCCAGGCAAAACCCAGGACAAGACUUGGACUGUCUCCAGUCCUGAUGAAAACCGUUCACUUUCCCCUGAUGACCUUCAAGGAAUUCAAAGAGGUCCGAUCGAACGACAUGUGGUCCAACAAUAAGCUGAGGCCGCUGUACGACGCCAUCUUUGAAGACUUCUGCUCCGAUGAGGCCGCCCUGCAGAACCAGUGUCGAGUCUACCUGCCCAAAGAGAGUCUGGUUCUGACCGGGGGCGAGCAGAUAUCCGACGACCUGGGAAGCCGCAGCAUCAGCAAAGAGCUCUGGUUUGGAAACUCCCUGAGGAACCUCACAGGUAUCCGGAAGGCCAUGGAGUGGAGACGACUGGGAGAGAUGCCCGAGCCGGCCAGGUUCAGCCACGAGGCGGCCGUGCUGAACGGACAGCUCUACGUCUUCGGAGGCAAGAAGUACUACGGCAACGGAGACGUCUUGAAUUCUGUCUACAGGUUCGAUCCCCUUCAGAACUCCUGGGAGAGCCUGGCAGGGAUGCUGGAGAAGAGAAGCUCCUUCUCAGCGGUGGUUCUGGAUGGAAAGAUCUUGGCUAUCGGUGGACAAUCUGAGUCCGGCUUUACAGACAGUGUGGAGCGGUACUGCCCCGCGACAAAUACCUGGAGCUUCUCGUGGCCUUUAGACCUGCCUCUGAGCGGACACGUUGCCAAAAUCUUACACGGGAGGAUUUUUGUCUCCGGGGGAAGAAACGCCGACUACCCGUGCGUGGCGUCCAUGUUUCUCUACCACCCGGAGACGGGGAGCACGUACCUGGCGAGCAUGGCGAGCCCCCGGGCCCACCACUGCAUGGAGGUCCUGGGCGGGCGGCUGUACGUGGCGGGCGGGGUCUGCUCGGGGCCCGGCGCCGACGUGGCGGACCAGCUCUCCUGUGAGGUGUACUGCCCGGCGGCCGACGCCUGGGCGGCCUUCGCGCCGCUGCCGGUGCCCCACGUGGGCGCCGGCAGCGCCGUGCUGGAGGGGAAGCUGUACGUGCUGGGCGGCUACAGCCAGGAGGACUACAGCGACACCAAGACGGUGCGCCGCUACGACCCCGCCGCCCAGCGGUGGGAGAACAUGGGCAAGAUGCCCGGGCCCAACAACGACAUCCGAGCGUCUGUGCUGUGUUUGCCGGAACACUUCCGAUCGUAG